This is a messenger RNA of Triticum turgidum subsp. durum (durum wheat), 3336 nucleotides long. Lineage: Eukaryota; Viridiplantae; Streptophyta; Magnoliopsida; Poales; Poaceae. The record is from the annotation of a GenBank genome assembly.
AUGGCGAGGAACGCCGCCGCCGCCGCCGCCGCGAGGUUACUCGCCGACUCCCCAUCUCCCUUCCAUUCCAGUCACCACCACCACCGCCGCCGUGCCCUCCCAGUCCCCACAUCCCGCUCCAAGACCUCCUCCGCCAAGCCCGCUCCUCCAUCUCCUCGCACCGACACCACCGGCGAUCCAGCUGCAGCCAUUUCCACCGGGCCCCGCCCAUCUCUCUUCCAAGAAAUCUCCGGCCUCAUCGCCCCUGCCGCCGGCACGGUCAGCGACCCCCCAUUUCAAUCCCGAUUGAAUAGACAGUCGGGGAGGAGCGGCAACGAGGCCCCUGCACAAUGCACGGAAGGUGCUCGGCCAAAUGCUCCAGAGACUUUUGCCUUUCUCACCGGCAGAGCUCCUGACCAAGGGGUUCCCGAUGGCCCUUCUGACAGCCCGGGUGGCAACGCAAAAGGCUCUGCCCCAAGCCAGGAAGCAUCAUCUCACGAGGUGGUGGCAGGUGCGCUCGCCCAAGAUCCUGACAUUGACAGUGCCCAAGUGCAAAAGAUCACCGAGGUUUUACGGUCAGAGGUGCCCGGAUUGCCUUUCGAGGAGAGGCUGGGUUGCUUGGGGGUCGUGUACACGCCGAGGAUCGUCAACAUGGUGCUCAAGAGGUGCUUCAAGAAGCCGCACCUGGGGCUCAGGUUCCACUACUGGGUUAAGCAACUUCCAGGGUUCCACCACACUACAGAGACAUACAACACGACGCUGUUUAUUGCAGGCGAAGCGAGGAGUUUUGGGUUGAUGGAGGAGCUGAUGGGCGAGAUGGAUAAGGAGAUGUGCCCCAAGGAUAUCAAGACGUGGACAAUUAUCAUAGCCAGUUAUGGGAAGGCAAGGCAGGUUGGCAAGAUGCUGUCUGCAUUUCAUGCUAUGAAGAAAUCUCGUUCCGUGGCAGUAGACACUAGAGUCUAUAGGACGAUUCUUCGUGCUUUGUGCAACAAUGCAAGGCAUGAGCUUGCUCUUGAGUUCUACAAGGACAUGCCCGCCAACAUGGAUGUCGGAUCUGACAUUCUGCGGCUUCUGCUGUGCUUGCUGGCUGGAUCAAACAGUGCUGAAGCUGUCUUCAUUAUCAGAGAUGAUAUGAUUAAAAGCGCGAGGUAUCCAGAGGAGUAUUGCUACUUGGAAGCUCUACGGAGCUUCUGUGUCUCAGGAAAACUAGCAGAAGCUCAGAAAGUCUUUCAGCAGAUGAUGAACAAGUCCAUGGAUAGCUCAUCUGCUUUUGAAACCCUCUUGAGGGGGCUGUGCAAAAGCGGAAGGAUGGAUGAAGCUCUUAAGCUAACGGAGCAUAUGAAGAACAGAUCAUCUAUUAGCAGCAUGGCGUUUGGUUUUCUCAUCGAUGGCUACCUCAGGAAAGGAGAAUGUACAAAGGCACUUCAGUUGCUGCAGGGAAUGAGAGAGUAUGGUUGUAUUCCAUUGGCCUCCUCUUACACUCAGCUCAUGCAGCACCUCUUUGCAUCUGAUCAGUAUAAAGAAGCCUGUGAACUGUAUGAGGAGAUGCAGGAAGUUGGUGUUCAACCAGAUAUUGUAACAAUCACAGCAUUGAUAGCCGGGCAUAUUCGCAGUGGACAUAUUUCUGAAGCAUGGGAUAUUCUCAAAAAAAUGAGCGAGAACGGUCAAAGGCCCACAAUUAAAGCUUAUACAGUGUUCAUCCAUGAGCUCUGUAAGGCCUCCAAGCCCCUCGAGUCGUUGGAACUUCUGAAGGAAAUGUUGAAAUUUGACUUCAGGCCUUCUGAAGAAACUUUCUGCCGGAUUAUUUCUUCCUUGCGUGAGAAUAAUUAUCUGGAGGAAGCUAUUAAUGUUGAGAGAAUGCGGGCACCUUUUGAUAUUAAAAAGCCUAAAGGUGAGACGGAAAUCAGAUCAUUAGAGAAAACUGACACAGUUGAUGAGUUUCAGAAAUUAUCCGAGUGUGAACUGGAGGAGAAGAAAAUGAUAUUUGGGUCUGUUGUUCUUCCAUCUGAUAAAGACUCUGAGAUAUCGAGGUGCACACUUCGUGAUAACGAAAAUCACAUCGAACUAACAAAGGGCUACAGCGACGAAGAUGUUGAAAGGAUAUGCCAAAUUCUGUCAUCUUCUGACGACUGGAGCUCAAUGCAGCAGGCACUUGAGAUGAGAUCACUGCAUUUUACACCAAACCUUGUCAAUGCCAUCAUGAAGUGCUGCAAGAGAAAUGGCCAUGCUGCUUUGAAGUUUUUCUCUUGGGUAGGGAAACGACCCUCCUACAUGCACACAACAGAAACGUACAACACAGCUAUGAAACUCGCAGGCUCCGCGAAAGAUUUUAAGCACAUGAGGCACCUUUACAGAGAAAUGGCAUGGGCACAAUGUUCUCCAACAGUGGACACAUGGAAUGUCAUGAUUUGCCAGUACGGUAAUGCUGGUCUCACUGAAAUGGCCUUGAAGACAUUUUAUAAGAUGAAGCAAGAAGGCUUUCAGCCUUCCAAAAGUACAUACAGUCACCUGAUAAUGUAUCUCUGCCGCAGAAAAGGCCGAAAAAUAGGCGCUGCAAUCAAGAUCUUGAAGGAAAUGAUUCAUGCAGGUUAUAUGCCUGAUAAUGAUGCGCUUUGUACGUAUCUUUCAGCGUUAUGUGAGUGCGGGAUGUUGGCUGAUGCAAGAAGCUCAAUAGUAUCCCUAUGUGAACACGGAUUUACUACACCGAUUGGCUACUCCAUACUCCUUAGAUCAUUGUGCAGGUCUGAUAGAAAAGAGGAAGCUGUCAGUUUGUUUGAUGAUAUGGAGAGAUAUGGCUGCUCCAGAAAUGACUACAUGUAUGGAAGCUUCAUUCAUGCGUUACUGAGGUGGGAUCGCUUUGAAGACGCUGUAGCCAAAUUUGAAGAACUGAAGAAUGCAGGCAUAUGUCCAAGCACCCAUAUGUAUACCUCGUUCAUCAUUUACUUCUUUCAGAAAAGAGAUGUUGUCAAGGCAAUGGAUAUGUUCAAGGAGAUGGUAGACGAUGGAUGUGUGCCUUCAGUCGUCACAUACUCCGCGUUAAUACGCGGUUACAUGGAAGUAGGCAUGGUUUCAGAAGCCUGGGAUGUCUUACGGCACAUGAAACUGAAAGGACCAUCGCCAGACUUUGUGACCUACUCGAUGUUCAUAACGUACCUCUGCAAAGCUGGUAGAUCGGAGGAUGGGUUGCAGCUGAUUCAUGAUAUGCUGGAUGGUGGCAUCACCCCCAGCACAGUAAACUUCAGGACUGUUUUUCAUGGCCUGAAUAUGGAGGGCAAGCACAAGCUAGCCGACUCCGUCCUCCAGUCAAAAUGGCAUCUGCGGAGGCAAAGGAGCUUCUCAGAUUCUUCGUUUGUUUAA